Messenger RNA from Hypanus sabinus (Atlantic stingray), 2104 nucleotides. Its product is annotated as succinate receptor 1-like. The coding region runs from base 234 to 1292 and encodes 352 amino acids. Lineage: Eukaryota; Metazoa; Chordata; Chondrichthyes; Myliobatiformes; Dasyatidae. The transcript has 3 exons. Gene Ontology annotation, cellular component: plasma membrane. Gene Ontology annotation, molecular function: G protein-coupled receptor activity. The record is from RefSeq and is a predicted model, not a curated record. Gene Ontology annotation, biological process: G protein-coupled receptor signaling pathway.
GUGGAACACAGCAGGCCAGGCAGCAUCUAUAGGGAGAAGCGCUGUCGACGUUUCAGGCCGAGACCCUUCGUCAGGACUAACUGAAAGAAGAGACAGCUCCAAAAGGAAACAUCACAUCCUUCCAGACAUUAAAAGCAGCCCACUUCCAAGGACAAACACCUCUCCUGUAAAGGCAAGUGGACUUCUCAAGGUAUAGAAUAUCCAGUAGCCCGCCGGUUCUCAACUACACAGACAUGGAGGGGCAGAAGCACCACACCAAUACGGCAAUGCACAAUGGAUGCUUGGACAUCAGCCCCGAGCUGGAGAGAUACUACCUGCCAACCGUAUAUGGAAUACAGUUUGUUCUGGGACUUCUAGGCAACCUUAUUGUCAUAUGGUUUUAUCUCUUCAAUCUGAAAGAGUGGAAGUGCUGCAACAUCUAUCUUUUCAAUCUGUCCAUCUCUGACCUGCUAUUCACUUGCACCCUUCCCCUGUUGAUAUGCUAUUAUGGCAGUGGCAACCAGUGGGAUUACAGUGUCCCCACCUGUCAAGUAAAUAAAUACAUCCUCCACUUUAACAUGUACGCAAGCAUCCUGUUCCUCACUUUCAUCAGUUGGGAUAGGUACCAUCUAGUGAAAAAUCCCUUGAAGCUUCACUUCAUACAGAAAAAGGAGAAUGCCAUUGUUAUUUGCAUAGGCAUCUGGGUAUUUGUUACACUAGAAUUAAUUCCCAUUCAUAUCUUUUUUGAUCACAACGAUCACAACAAUCACAACAGCUCAGACAAUAAGAACUAUAUUUGCUCUGACUAUGCCAGUUCGGGAAAUGCCAAGGUGAAUUUGCUUUACAGUAUGUACCUGACAUUUGCUGGGUUCCUCAUCCCACUGAGCAUCAUGCUUUACAUGUACACCGGAAUCUCAGGCAACUUGAAGAAAAUAAGGCAAGAAAGAAGCAAGAUCCAGGUGAAGAAACCUCUCAGGAUGGUCAUCUUGGCCAUCAGUAUCUUUAUCGUGCUCUUUACCCCUUACCACAUCAUGCGCAAUGUCCGUAUCAUAUCCCGACUAAAAGGUGUGACUAUGUCCGAGUGCAGUAAAUCCACCGUGAAGGCCAUUUACACCAUCACCAGGCCUGUGGCUUUCCUCAACUCAGUCAUAAACCCGAUUUUCUACUUCAUGGUGGGUGACAAAUUUAGGGAGAAUGUCAUAGGCAAGGUACAAGAAUUCUUCUUGAGAAAACCUGGGUUCUCAAAUAAGAAAGAAAAUAAUAUCGAUCAACCCUCUGGGUUUACAAAAGGCUCAGAUGAAUUAACUCAGUAACAAAAUAAAGGUAUCAACAGCCAGAAGCAACAGAUUCAGAUUCAGACUCAGGAUCAGUAUCAGUAUCAAUAGCACUUUCAGUAUCAGUAUCAGAAUGAAAAUCAGAUUUAAUUUGACAGGCAUUUUAAAUACUUACUGCCCCUUACACCACUGGCAUUUAGGGCAGCAAUGAAAGUCUUCUAUCUCUGUUGUCCACACUAUCUCAUAUAGAUACAGUAGGAUUCUUCAUCGCUGUUUCUGAGAUAACUUUGUUUUACUAGUCAGGUUUAGUAGCCCUGAGCUGAACCCUUGUACCUGGAGGAUCGGUGGACCAUUCUUAGUCGGGCCUCAACCCCCUGACCUGUUUGGGAUGGGUGACUUUAACAAGAGCCAAAGCAUAACGCUCUGACUCCAGACAACAGAACUCUUUGGGUCAUUAAGGCACACAAGUCUCCAAGUCCAAUGAUAAGGUUGUAGUCCUCUUGGAGGAUUACUGACAUAUAGGAUAUGAAAUUUCUUGUUUUUCAGCAGCAGUGCAGAGCAAAGAUGUAAAAUCACUGUAAACUACAAAAUGAAAUAUUAGUGCAAAAUACAGGGAAUAGCAAGGAGGUGUUCAAGGGUUUGUAGACCAUUCAGAAAUCUGAUGGUUAGAGGAAGAAUCUUCCAGCAGUUUGUCUGUCUGGACCCUGUGAGAUCCCUCAGCAGUUUGUCUGUCUGGACCCUGUGAGAUCUCUCAGCAGUUUGUCUGUCUGGACCCUGUGGGAUCCCUCAGCAGUUUGUCUGUCUGGACCCUGUGAGAUCUCUCAGCAGUUUGUCUGUCUGGACCCUGUGGG